This is a messenger RNA of Histoplasma mississippiense, 1503 nucleotides long. RefSeq names its product glucokinase. The record is from RefSeq and is a predicted model, not a curated record. The coding region runs from base 1 to 1503 and encodes 500 amino acids. NCBI's taxonomy places the organism in Eukaryota, Fungi, Ascomycota, Eurotiomycetes, Onygenales, Ajellomycetaceae. Gene Ontology annotation, cellular component: cytosol; mitochondrion. Gene Ontology annotation, biological process: glucose 6-phosphate metabolic process; intracellular glucose homeostasis; glycolytic process. The transcript is spliced from 2 exons. Gene Ontology annotation, molecular function: D-glucose binding; ATP binding; fructokinase activity.
AUGUCGUCCUCGCCCGUCAUCGAUGAGGCCCGCCGCAUCGCCGAACUGUUUGAAUACCCCACGGAAGAUGUCCAUCGCGGUGUUAAGGAGUUCAUACGGCAGAUGGACGAAGGCCUGGAGCAAGACGGAGCUACAUUGCGCCAGAUUCUGUCGUAUGUAACUGCAGUACCCGAUGGGACGGAAAAGGGCGUCUAUCUAGCGGUAGAUCUAGGAGGGACCAACUUCCGCGUCUGUUGCGUAGACCUACACGGAGACUCAACCUUCUCCAUCUCACAAUCAAAGGUCGCGAUCCCACCAGAGCUCAUGGUGACGAGGCAUGGGAGGGAGCUCUUUUCGUUCCUGGCGCUGCAGAUUGAAGAGUUCCUCAGGACACAUCUAUCAGACCACUUCGCGGCGCACGUCGAGCGGAGACAGACCGGCGAAGUCAUUGACCCGUAUGUCGACGAACAAAUUUUCGACAUGGGCUUCACCUUCAGCUUCCCCGUCGACCAACAGGGAAUCAACAAGGGCAAACUAAUCCGCUGGACGAAAGGUUUCGACAUCGACGAGGUGAUCGGGCAGGACGUUUGCAAACUGCUACAGGACGCCAUAGACCAGCGCCAGCUGCCCGUGCGCGUCGCGGCACUGGUCAACGACACCGUCGGCACGCUGAUGGCGCGAUCGUACUGCUCCGGCCAGCACAGCAAGGCGUUGAUAGGCGCCAUCUUCGGCACUGGCACCAACGGCGCCUACGUCGAGAAGCUCGCGCGCAUCACGAAGAUGGACAAGGUCAACCCAGACACGCAAUACGACCGCACUACCGGCGAGAUGGUCAUUAAUGUCGAGUGGGGCAGUUUCGACAACCACCUCUCCGUUCUGCCCAACACGCGCUUCGACGCCGCCCUGGACGCCCACAGCGUCAACCCGGGAAUCCAGAUGUUCGAGAAGCGCGUCUCGGGCAUGUUCCUCGGCGAGAUCCUGCGCCGCGCCCUGCUGGCCAUGAGCGAGGAUCCGGCCGUCAGCCUCUUCCGCACAACAAACGACCGCGCUGCUAUGACCAUCCCGCCGGACUCCGGCUUAUACCGCGCCUGGGGCAUCGACACCAGCUUCCUAAGUACCGUCAAGGCAGACGAGCUCCCAAACCUCGACGCGACGCGCGCGCAGCUGAAACAGGAACUCCAAAUCGACAACGCCAGCACCGAUGACUGUCGGGCGGUAAAGAUCCUAGUACACGCGAUCGGCAAGCGGGCAGCGCGGCUGAGCGCCGUCGCGCUCGCUGCAGUUAUUAUUUCCACGGGGAAAUUGCGGGAGGGUCCCGAUGUGCUGGCGGACAUCGGGGUCGAUGGCAGCGUUGUGGAGCAUUAUCCUGGCUUUGAGGAGUAUAUGCGUCAGGCGUUUAGGGAGAUUGCGGAAAUUGGGGAGGAAGGGGAGAAGAGAAUUACGUUGGGGGUUGCGAAGGAUGGGAGUGGAGUUGGGGCGGCACUUGGGGCGCUUGUGGCGAGGGAGGUAGCGAGGAGGGGCUAG